UUAGAAACAUUCUUUUGCAAAGCACUUCAUUGUGAUCAUCAUCAUCAUUCAGACUCAGGGCAGAGAAUGAGUUCUUCUUCUGGUCAGAGCAGUGGCUAUGAUCUCUCCUUCAAGAUCUUGCUGAUCGGUGAUUCUGCUGUGGGAAAAAGUAGCCUACUUGUUAGCUUCAUCUCCAAUUCUGUUGAAGAUAUUGCCCCCACUAUUGGGGUUGAUUUUAAGAUCAAGCUGCUCACAGUUGGUGAGAAGAGAUUGAAACUAACUAUUUGGGACACUGCUGGGCAGGAAAGGUUCAGAACACUAACUAGUUCUUACUAUAGAGGAGCGCAAGGAAUCAUUCUUGUUUAUGAUGUAACAAGAAGAGACACCUUUACAAACUUAUCAGAAGUGUGGUCUAAAGAAGUGGAACUCUAUUCUACUAAUCAGGAUUGCGUGAAGGUGCUAGUAGGAAAUAAAGUUGAUAGAGAUUCUGAAAGGGUUGUCAGCAAAGAAGAGGGUUUAGCGCUUGCCAAUGAGUUGGGAUGUUUGUUUUUUGAAUGUAGUGCCAAAACUCUAGAAAAUGUGGAGAUGUGCUUCAAGGAACUCGCACUAAAGAUAAUGGAAGUUCCUAGUCUUUUGGAAGAAGGAUCAACAGCAGUAAAAAGGAGUAUUUCAAAGCAAAAACAGGAACCACAACCAUCCGAAUUUGGUGGUUGUUGUUCCUAAUUGCUGUAAGGUGGACACUGAAUCAUAACUAGCACAUCUUGGACUGAUAUUUGUACAUGUAAGCUUUUUCCGUGAUUUCCUAUUGGUGUCAUUUGGUUGCUUAAUUACUUGUAUCAAUGUAAAUGGGCAAUUGGCAACAGCAGUGCCAAUACCUUGUGUAAAUUUCGCUGCCUUCUGUUACUGUUUCCAGCCUAUUAUUUAUUCAAAUCUCCACAACUUUGUGCAACUACGAAAGAUAUAUUUUACUCCA
Messenger RNA from Abrus precatorius (Indian licorice), 952 nucleotides. RefSeq names its product ras-related protein RABC2a-like. The record is from RefSeq and is a predicted model, not a curated record. NCBI's taxonomy places the organism in Eukaryota, Viridiplantae, Streptophyta, Magnoliopsida, Fabales, Fabaceae. The coding region runs from base 67 to 702 and encodes 211 amino acids. Gene Ontology annotation, molecular function: GTP binding; GTPase activity. The transcript has 6 exons.